UCAUCAAGAGCACUGCAAAAGCACUCUAAAUUGGGGGGAAAAAAAAGCAUUACCAAACACCAAAUAAAUAUGUCUCUGAGUAACUCAUCAUCACUCAUUCUAAUAACUUUGAUAUUGGCCACAUCAGCCCUAGUCUCCGAGAGCCGGGUCGCAAGAAAAGACUUGGGUUUGGACCUCGGCGGGAUAGGGAUCGGUGUUGGUAUUGGCAUAGGUAUCGGUGGAGGUGGAUCCGGAUCCGGAGCUGGUGCAGGGUCUGGAUCCGGAGGAGGAGGGUCAAGCUCUUCUUCCUCAUCUAGCUCUAGUUCUUCUUCCAGCUCCGGUGGUGGAGGAGGUGAUGCAGGAUCCGAAGCUGGAUCCUACGCCGGAUCACGUGCCGGGUCUGGUUCGGGAGGACGUUCCGGGUCAGGCCGCGGAAGAGGAAGUGGAGGAGGAGGGGGUCACGGUGGAGGAGGUGGAGGAGGAGGGGGUAGAGGUGGAGGAGGUGGAUCCGGUAACGGAGGAGGGUACGGUGAAGGCGGUGGAUAUGGUGGAGGAUAUGGUGGUGGCGACGACUGAAUGAAGAAUAUUGCAUGCAUGCAAUAUCACAUCGUGCAAUAUUUUGUUUU
This is a messenger RNA of Arabidopsis arenosa, 605 nucleotides long. Lineage: Eukaryota; Viridiplantae; Streptophyta; Magnoliopsida; Brassicales; Brassicaceae. The record is from the annotation of a GenBank genome assembly.